Messenger RNA from Fusarium pseudograminearum CS3096, 70 nucleotides. RefSeq lists its product as uncharacterized. The annotation marks the transcript as partial. The record is from RefSeq and is a predicted model, not a curated record. NCBI's taxonomy places the organism in Eukaryota, Fungi, Ascomycota, Sordariomycetes, Hypocreales, Nectriaceae. The transcript is spliced from 3 exons.
UUAUUAUAUUAGUAUAAGCUAUAGCAGUUUAAUUACUAAAUUAAAGGUUAUAAUAGAAACUUUAUUUUAA